GGAGACAGAUCCUGCUGUCAAACCGUCUUUGACAGAAGUGACGGCAUACACGACAUCAGCAUGCUGUUCUUACCGGUACUGUUCCUGCUCCCUGCUGUCCUCUGCGGUGUCUCUGCGGUGGAAUCACCUCCCACGUAUGAGCAUCAAGACCCGUUAACUGGGAAAAUCCUCCGCUGCGACAAGUGCCCACCAGGCACACACAUGGCCGCGCACUGCACCGCCACCAAGCCCACCCAGUGCUUGCCGUGCAGAGAAAACCACUUCACCGACCUGUGGAACUACCUGCCCAAGUGUCUGUACUGCAAGAACCUCUGCAAUGGGAACCAGGAGGUUGAGAGAGAGUGCUCAUCGGUAAGCGACAGAGUCUGUCGGUGCAAAGAGGGCUUCUACUUGUUCAAUGACUUCUGUAUGGCACACUCAGAGUGCGAACCCGGAGAAGGCGUUAAAACGAAAGGUACUUCUGAGCUGGACACUGUCUGUGAAAAGUGUCCCGAUGGCUACUUCUCCAGCUCAUCCUCCGCCACGGAGUCAUGCGUAAAACAGCAGGAAUGCCCCUGCGGGCAGACUGUGCUCCUCCCCGGUUCAAUUUACCACAACACAUUAUGUGGCUCCUGCGAGGAUUUUGCAAAUGGAGGUGAAACGCCCAGAAAAUUCUACGCAAGAUUAUUUAGUAUGCACAGGACGCCGCGUGCGGGGAAACUGAGGAAAUUUGUUGCAAGGUACAUCCGUAAGUCAGGAGAGGAGACUCUGCCUCAACACAAAGGUCCUCUCUUGGAUGAAAUCAGAGAGUGGUUGGAUAAGGCUUCAGUAGAGGAGCUGAAAAAAUUGCCGGAGAUGCUGAAGGCUGUACAGCUCAACUCCAUGACAGAAAAGCUGGAGAAGAGACUGGACGAGAUUGAGCAGACACUUAACUGUAGCUUAAGUCUCUGAUGUACUCAAAGGACUGUCAGAGUCCGUGGGACUAAAACAUAUACAGUACCUCUUUGUCUGAAAGAAGCAACUUUUUGGUCCAUUUGAAAACAAGUGAAAUAUCCAAAUGUUUUAAAUAUCACUUAAAUUAUAGGUAGUACGUAUACUGACAAAUCUAUUUUUGAUACGAGUUAUGGCUAAAUAAUUAUUAUUCUGGAAAUGUAUGAAGUUUUGUAAAAAUCUGUGAUAUUAAACUGUAAACUGUCAUGUGCAGAAGCUAAAUAAAACACGUUUUAAAUGGGAAGUCACAUUGAAAGUGCAAUUUAACAAAAUAACUACAAGGUGUUGCCAACUUUUCUCUUUAACUCUUUGGUCACUGUAGUGAAAAACAUUUUUAUCAUUUAGGUCUAUAAUCAAGCGGCAAC
This is a messenger RNA of Thunnus maccoyii (southern bluefin tuna), 1334 nucleotides long. Its product is annotated as tumor necrosis factor receptor superfamily member 6B-like. Lineage: Eukaryota; Metazoa; Chordata; Actinopteri; Scombriformes; Scombridae. Bases 61 to 930 code for a protein of 289 amino acids. The record is from RefSeq and is a predicted model, not a curated record. The transcript is spliced from 5 exons. Gene Ontology annotation, molecular function: protein binding.